Messenger RNA from Lizanozyma spartinae, 1512 nucleotides. RefSeq names its product Git1p (gene GIT1). Gene Ontology annotation, biological process: carboxylic acid transport; transmembrane transport. The transcript has a single exon. Gene Ontology annotation, molecular function: carboxylic acid transmembrane transporter activity. The record is from RefSeq and is a predicted model, not a curated record. NCBI's taxonomy places the organism in Eukaryota, Fungi, Ascomycota, Pichiomycetes, Serinales, Debaryomycetaceae. Bases 1 to 1512 code for a protein of 503 amino acids. Gene Ontology annotation, cellular component: plasma membrane.
AUGUCUUUCGAAGAAUCUGACGACUCUUCUGGUCGUAAGGACGGUGUGCAUCAAAAAGAUAAGCUGGUUGUGGAAGUUCUUCCUUUCGAAGAUGAACUUGCUUAUGAUGCAGAUGAGCGUAAAUUGAGGUUAGCAAAAGGCACACAAUGGAGAGACGUAUUAACUGUUCUAUGUGCUGGGUUUGCCUUGAUUUCAGAUGGUUACCAAAAUAACGUUAUGACAAUGCUUAACAAGGUAUUUGCGAUUAUUUAUCCAAAACUUUAUGGCGCAAACUUAUCUGCCCAAGUUUCAAAUGCUUCUUUAGUGGGUACGAUCUUUGGUCAAGUUGUUGUUGGCUUCACAGCAGACUAUAUUGGUCGUAAGUGGUCAAUUGUUUUGGGAACCGUCUUCAUUAUUCUUGGAAGUACUAUGUCUGCUGCAGCUCAUGGUAUAACUCCUUUAGGGAUGUUCUGGAUGUUGACGGUUUCAAGAGGUGUAACUGGUUUCGGUGUCGGUGCCGAGUACCCUAGUUCUUCUGUGAGUGCAAGCGAAGCUGCAAAUGAAAGUAUCAAGAGAAGAGGACGUGCCUUUGUCCUCUGUACCAACUUACCAUUGAGUUUUGGUGGACCCUUUGCCUUAAUUGUAUUCUUAAUUGUUAACAAAAUUACAAAGACUGACUUGGAAGGUCUUUGGAGAACAAUGUUUGCCAUUGGUUGUUUCUGGCCCUUGGUCAUCUUUUACUUCCGUUGGAAGAUGGCAACAAGUGAAUUAUUUAAAAAGUCUGCAAUCAGAAAGCAAAUGCCACCUUAUUUCCUUGCUUUGAAAUACUAUUAUCCACGUUUAAUUGGUACAUGUGUUUGUUGGUUCUUGUAUGAUUUUGUCACCUUCCCUAAUGGUAUCUUCCUGGCUAACAUUAUCUCGUCUGUUAUUGCUAAAAAGGAUAGUAAGAAUUUGGAAGUUAUUGCAGAAUGGAACCUUUUAUUGGGUAUCAUUGCAAUUCCAGGUGUGAUUAUAGGUGCUUUCCUCAUGGACCAUCUUGGACGUAAAUACACCUUAAUCAUAGGGUUCAGUGGUUAUAUUGUGUUUGGUUUAAUUGUUGGUUUAGCAUAUGAAAAAAUCAAGAAAAUAACUCCACUUUUCAUAAUUUUCUACGGCUUGAUGAUGAGUUGUGGUAAUUUGGGUCCCGGUGAUGUCAUGGGAUUGGCCAGUAGUGAAUCAUAUGCUACUCCCAUCAGAGGUAUCGGAUAUGGGAUAUCUGCUGCUAUUGGUAAAGUUGGUGCUGUUGUUGGUACCAAGACUUUUACCCCUAUCAGAGAUAACUUGGGUGAAAAAUGGACAUUUAUUAUUGCUGCUUGUUGUGGUCUUGCUGGUGUAAUUAUAGGUGGUCUUUUCAUCCCACAUUUAAACGAUGAUGAUUUAAUGGAAGAGGAUAUCAAGUUCAAAAGAUAUUUGAGAGAGAACGGUUGGAAUGGUGAAUUUGGUGUGAAAGAAGAGUUGGAAAGAGACAAAAGCAACAACAUUGACUAUGAAUAA